Messenger RNA from Aspergillus nomiae NRRL 13137, 1458 nucleotides. Its product is annotated as glycosyltransferase family 31 protein. The coding region runs from base 1 to 1458 and encodes 485 amino acids. Gene Ontology annotation, molecular function: acetylglucosaminyltransferase activity. Gene Ontology annotation, cellular component: membrane. The transcript has a single exon. Lineage: Eukaryota; Fungi; Ascomycota; Eurotiomycetes; Eurotiales; Aspergillaceae. The record is from RefSeq and is a predicted model, not a curated record.
AUGUUGGCGAAAGUUGGGGAGAAGCCCCCUACGAUGGGUGCCUCGCGCGUGUGGAAGAAGAAGAUACUACGUUUUACUGUCGUUCUCGGCUUGGUGGGCGCUUUUGCGUAUUUCCUCUGGCCUCAGAUUGAACCCCAGGAGCUUGCUGCCGAGCCUAUCUCCAAUAUCACAAUCACGUCAGAUGUGCAAUGCGAGCCGGACUUCGACGCUCUUCGCCGUCUCGAUAUCCAUAAAUUGUCAGGAUAUACACGUCGCGAGGUGAUCGCCGUUCCAUCCUCCAACAAUGCCUUGCCCGUCAGGCAAAAUCUACAGACGCCCUUGUUCGAGCGGCAAUCGUCGAAUGACGCUGAUCGCCUCUCGCUCCAGAAAUCGCAGGACGAUUGCAUGAUCCCAGAGCCUGUGACUGUCCAGGUUCUCCAGCCUCCAAGAAACGUGGAUGCAUCACAUAUCGACUUCGGUGUUGCGACAACCCUGGGACGGCUGAAUGAGUCUUUAGAUGCGUUCUCUCACUGGGCUGGCUACACCAAAACUCGCAUCUUCGCUCUCAUUGAGCCUGAUAUGGAUAAGCGGACACAUGAGGUCCAGGCUAAGGCGGACUCUCUCGGGAUUAAUUUGUAUAUUACGGAAAACGACGAAGAGUACCAACGCCGGUACUUCACUUUGGUUUCGCACUUGGGUAAGCACAUGCGGCCGCAGACGCGAUGGUCCUGCGUCAUUGACGAUGAUACCUUUUUCCUGUCCAUGUCUGAACUGGUGAAGGCUCUUGAGGAAUAUGAUGAUACCCAGCCUACAUAUGUCGGCGGUCUCUCGGAGUCUAUCCCACAGAUCGGUGUGUUCGGUUUGAUGGGUUUUGGAGGCGCAGGCGUCUUCCUAUCCCGGCCCCUCGUGGAGGAAAUCAGCAAGCCCGAGGUCUUUGAAGCCUGUCUGAAUACGGACCACACCGGCGACCGGAGGAUAUCGUUGUGCAUUUACCAGCACACCUACACGCACCUGACCAUCAACCACCGUCUGCACCAGCUUGAUGUUCAGGGCGACGUUUCCGGAUUUUUCGAGUCCGGACGGCAACCCCCUCUGUCGGUACACCAUUGGAAGUCGUGGUUCCAUAUGGAUAUGGCGAAACUCAGUGUCGUCAGCGAGCUCUGUGGCGAUAGUUGUCUUUUGCGGCAAUGGAAGUUCGCCGACGGGUGGAUCUUGACAAAUGGCUUCUCGGUCAUGAAGUACAGCCAGGAGCUUGAUCCGAACGACAAGACCAUGGAACUCACAUGGGAAGGCCAAAACGGAGCCGUGCACGAGUCGUUCCUGCACGAGUUUGGUCCGUUGCGUGGAAAGGACUGGGAUAAGUUCAGCUAUGUGCUGGAAGACUCGGUGCUCGACGGCAACAACGUACGGCAAUGGUACGUCCAUCGCGAUCCUGAGCAGGGCGACCAAAUUUUAGAAUUGAUCUGGCGAGCUCAAUAG